UUGCAGAAACAUUUGGCUUUGACUGGAGAAGACUACACUAAAAAUCCGCUCAUUUUGUAUUUCUAUGGAAUUGCUGUUGUGUCACAUGCGAUAUCCUAUAUUGUCAUUCUGAUUUCCGCUCAUUUUAUGAUGAGUACACUCAAGCAAAAACAGGGAACAAUGUCACUCGAUACCUUCGUUGCUAACGAAGCCCUCGUUCAUGCUAUCUUCGCUGAUGCUUUCUUGCCACUUAUAUUUGCGCUGCCACUUGCAGCCAAUGCGGUGCUAUCUACUUUCUACGAGAAUAGUUUACCUGAGCUUUCUAGAGUAUGGCAAGAGUUUUUCCCAGCGUACUGCAUCUCACUUGUUCCUCUGCUUUCACCCAUGAUUUCAAUGUUUUUCAUCAAGGCUUACAAAGACCUCAUGCUCUCCUUUGUCACUUUCCGAUUCUUGCGCAAGGACAAAAAGAAAGCAGAAGAAGAUCGAAAGGCUCGCGAAGAAGCGAAUUGA
This is a messenger RNA of Cylicostephanus goldi, 489 nucleotides long. The record is from the annotation of a GenBank genome assembly. NCBI's taxonomy places the organism in Eukaryota, Metazoa, Nematoda, Chromadorea, Rhabditida, Strongylidae.